This is a messenger RNA of Lontra canadensis (Northern American river otter), 4930 nucleotides long. It is a transcript of the gene ABCC1, whose product is annotated as ATP binding cassette subfamily C member 1. Gene Ontology annotation, molecular function: glutathione transmembrane transporter activity; ATP binding; ATP hydrolysis activity. Bases 206 to 4801 code for a protein of 1531 amino acids. The record is from RefSeq and is a predicted model, not a curated record. The transcript has 31 exons. Gene Ontology annotation, biological process: xenobiotic transport; glutathione transmembrane transport. Lineage: Eukaryota; Metazoa; Chordata; Mammalia; Carnivora; Mustelidae. Gene Ontology annotation, cellular component: basolateral plasma membrane.
ACAACCUCCCCGCGCCCCGCGGCAGCAGGAGAGCGGGGCGCCGGGGCGGGGCGGGGCGGGGCGCCGCAUCCCCGUGACGCGCGGGCCAACCAGGCGGCGUUGCGGCCCCGGCCCCCUCCGCCGCCGCCUCCCGCCCUCCCGCCGCUGCCGCCGCCGUCGCCAGCAGCCGCCUGCCGCCGGGCCCGUCCGCCCGCCCGCCCGCCGCAUGGAGCUCCGCGGCUUCUGCAGCGCCGAUGGCUCCGACCCCUUCUGGGCGUGGGAUGUCACGUGGAACACCAGCAACCCCGACUUCACCAAGUGCUUUCAGAACACGUUCCUCGUGUGGGUGCCUUGCUCCUACCUCUGGGUCUGCUUCCCCUUCUACUUCCUCUAUCUCUCACGCCAUGACCGGGGCUACAUUCAGAUGACCUAUCUCAACAAAACCAAAACUGCCUUGGGAUUUUUGCUGUGGAUUGUCUGCUGGGCAGACCUCUUCUACUCUUUCUGGGAAAGAAGUUGGGGCAAAUUCCUGGCCCCAGUGUUUCUGGUCAGCCCAACCCUCUUGGGCAUCACUAUGCUGCUUGCUACCUUUUUAAUUCAACUCGAGAGAAGAAAAGGAGUCCAGUCCUCGGGGAUCAUGCUCACUUUCUGGGUUGUAGCCCUACUGUGUGCCCUUGCCAUCUUCAGAUCCAAAAUCAUGGCUGCCUUAAAAGAGGAUGCUGAAAUCGACGUGUUUCGCGAUGUCACUUUCUACAUUUACUUUUCCCUCGUGCUGAUGCAGCUUGUGCUGUCCUGCUUCUCGGACCAACCACCCCUGUUCUCUGAAACCAUCCACGACCCCAAUCCCUGCCCGGAAUCCAGCGCCUCCUUCCUUUCCAGAGUCACAUUCUGGUGGAUUACAGGGCUGAUGGUCCGCGGCUACCGCCAGCCGCUGGAGAGCACUGACCUCUGGUCCCUGAAUAAGGAGGACACGUCAGAGCAAGUUGUGCCCGUUUUGGUAAAGAACUGGAAGAAGGAGUGUGCCAAAUCCAAAAGGCAGCAGGCGAAGAUGUCGUACUCCUCCAAGGAUCCCGCCAAGCCAAAAGGGGGCUCGCAGGUGGAUGUGAGUGAGGAGGCUGAGGUUUUGAUCGUCAAGUCCCCCCAGAAGGAGCGGGAGCCGUCUCUGUUCAAGGUGUUAUACAAGACCUUCGGGCCCUACUUCCUCAUGAGCUUCUUAUUCAAGGCCGUCCAUGACCUGAUGAUGUUUGCCGGCCCAGAGAUCUUAAAAUUGCUCAUCAACUUCGUGAACGAUCAGGAGGCCCCGGACUGGCAGGGCUACUUCUACACCGUGCUGCUGUUCGUCAGCGCCUGCCUCCAGACCCUCGUGCUGCACCAGUACUUCCACAUCUGUUUCGUCAGCGGCAUGAGGAUCAAGACAGCCGUCAUUGGUGCUGUCUACCGGAAGGCCUUGGUGAUCACCAACUCAGCCAGAAAGUCCUCCACUGUCGGGGAGAUUGUCAACCUCAUGUCUGUGGACGCCCAGAGGUUCAUGGACUUGGCCACGUACAUUAACAUGAUCUGGUCAGCUCCUCUGCAAGUCAUCCUUGCUCUCUACCUCCUGUGGCUGAACCUGGGCCCGUCCGUCCUGGCUGGGGUGGCUGUGAUGAUCCUUAUGGUUCCUGUCAAUGCCGUGAUGGCCAUGAAGACCAAGACUUACCAGGUGGCCCACAUGAAGAGCAAAGACAAUCGGAUUAAGCUGAUGAAUGAGAUUCUCAACGGGAUCAAAGUGCUCAAGCUUUACGCCUGGGAACUGGCCUUCAAGGACCAGGUGCUGGCCAUCAGGCAGGAGGAGCUGAAGGUGCUCAAGAAAUCGGCCUACCUGGCAGCCGUGGGAACCUUCACCUGGGUCUGCACACCUUUCCUGGUGGCCCUGUCUACAUUUGCCGUCUACGUGACCAUCGACAAGAACAACAUCCUGGAUGCCCAGAAAGCUUUCGUGUCCUUGGCCUUGUUCAACAUCCUUCGAUUUCCCCUGAAUAUUCUUCCCAUGGUCAUCAGCAGCAUCGUGCAGGCGAGUGUCUCCCUCAAACGCCUCAGGAUCUUCCUGUCUCAUGAGGAGCUGGAGCCUGACAGUAUCGAGCGAAGGACGGUCAAAGAUGGCGGGGGCGCAAACAGCAUCACCGUGAAGAAUGCCACGUUCACUUGGGCCAGGAGUGACCCUCCAACGCUAAGUGGCAUCACCUUCUCCAUUCCGGAAGGUUCCUUGGUGGCCGUGGUGGGCCAGGUGGGCUGUGGAAAGUCGUCUCUGCUCUCAGCACUCCUGGCCGAGAUGGACAAGAUGGAGGGAUACGUGGCUGUCAAGGGCUCAGUGGCCUACGUCCCCCAGCAGGCCUGGAUUCAGAAUGAUUCUCUCCGAGAAAACAUCCUUUUCGGCCGCCAGCUACAGGAACGGUAUUAUAAGGCCGUCAUUGAAGCCUGCGCCCUCCUCCCAGAUCUGGAAAUCCUGCCCAGCGGGGACCGGACAGAGAUUGGUGAGAAGGGUGUGAACCUGUCUGGGGGCCAGAAGCAGCGAGUGAGCCUGGCCCGGGCCGUGUACUGUGACUCUGACAUCUACCUCUUUGACGACCCCCUGUCAGCAGUGGAUGCUCACGUGGGAAAACACAUAUUUGAAAACGUGAUUGGUCCUAAGGGGAUGCUGAGGAACAAGACACGGCUCCUGGUCACGCAUAGCAUCAGCUACCUGCCCCAGGUGGAUGUCAUCAUCGUCAUGACCGGCGGCAAGAUCUCGGAGAUGGGCUCCUACCAGGAGCUGCUGGCCCGGGAUGGCGCCUUCGCCGAGUUCCUGCGCACGUACGCCAGCAGCGAGCAGGAGCAGACUGAGCAGGAUGAAGGGUUGACAAGUGUCAGCAGUCCAGGGAAGGAGGGGAAGCAGAUGGAGAAUGGCAUGCUGGUGACGGAUGUCGCAGGAAAACAGCUGCAGAGACAGCUCAGCAACUCCUCCUCCUACAGCGGGGACAUUAGCCACCACCACACCAGCACAGCUGAGCUGCAGAAAGCCGGGGCCAAGAAAGAGGACGCGUGGAAGCUGGUGGAGGCAGACAAGGCACAAACAGGGCAGGUCAAGCUGUCUGUGUACUGGGACUACAUGAAGGCGAUCGGACUUUUCAUCUCCUUUCUGAGCAUCUUCCUUUUCCUGUGUAACCACGUUGCUGCUCUGGCCUCUAACUAUUGGCUCAGCCUCUGGACCGAUGACCCCAUCGUCAACGGGACCCAGGAGCACACUAAAGUCCGGCUGAGCGUCUACGGAGCCCUGGGCAUUUCGCAAGGUAUCUCGGUGUUCGGCUACUCCAUGGUGGUGUCCAUCGGGGGCAUCUUCGCUUCCCGCCGCCUGCACCUGGACCUGCUACACAACGUCCUCCGGUCCCCCAUGAGCUUCUUCGAGCGCACCCCCAGCGGGAACCUGGUGAACCGCUUCUCCAAGGAGCUGGACACGGUGGACUCGAUGAUCCCGCAGGUCAUCAAGAUGUUCAUGGGCUCCCUGUUCAACGUCAUCGGCGCCUGCAUCAUCAUCCUGCUGGCCACGCCCAUCGCCGCCAUCAUCAUCCCGCCACUGGGCCUCAUCUACUUCUUUGUCCAGAGGUUCUACGUGGCCUCGUCGCGGCAGCUGAAGCGCCUGGAGUCGGUGAGCCGCUCCCCGGUGUACUCCCACUUCAACGAGACCCUGCUGGGCGUCAGCGUCAUCCGCGCCUUCGAGGAGCAGGAGCGCUUCAUCCGCCAGAGUGACCUGAAGGUGGACGAGAACCAGAAGGCCUAUUACCCCAGCAUCGUGGCCAACAGGUGGCUGGCCGUGCGGCUGGAGUGUGUAGGCAACUGUAUCGUCCUGUUCGCUGCCCUGUUCGCCGUGAUCUCCAGGCACAGUCUCAGCGCCGGCUUGGUGGGCCUGUCUGUGUCAUACUCAUUGCAGGUCACCACGUACUUGAACUGGCUGGUCCGCAUGUCGUCCGAGAUGGAGACCAACAUCGUGGCGGUGGAGAGGCUGAAGGAGUAUUCAGAGACGGAGAAGGAGGCUCCCUGGCGAGUCCCGGAGAUGACUCCACCCAGCACCUGGCCUCAGGUGGGCCGAGUGGAAUUCCGAGACUAUGGCCUGCGCUACCGAGAAAACCUGGACUUGGUUCUCAGGAACAUCAAUGUCACCAUCGAUGGAGGGGAAAAGGUUGGCAUCGUGGGGCGGACGGGAGCCGGAAAGUCGUCCCUCACCCUGGGCUUGUUUCGAAUCAAUGAAUCCGCAGAGGGGGAGAUCAUUAUCGACGACAUCAACAUUGCCAAGAUCGGCCUGCACGAUCUGCGCUUCAAGAUCACCAUCAUCCCACAGGACCCUGUUUUGUUCUCGGGUUCCCUCCGCAUGAACCUGGACCCGUUCACCCAGUACUCGGAUGAGGAAGUGUGGACGUCCCUGGAGCUGGCUCACCUGAAGGACUUCGUGUCCGCCCUUCCCGACAAGCUGAACCACGAGUGUGCGGAAGGCGGGGAGAACCUGAGCGUCGGGCAGCGCCAGCUUGUGUGCCUGGCCCGGGCUCUGCUGAGGAAGACCAAGAUCCUCGUGUUGGAUGAGGCCACGGCAGCCGUGGACCUCGAAACAGACAACCUCAUUCAGUCGACCAUCCGGACGCAGUUUGAAGACUGCACGGUGCUCACUAUUGCACACCGGCUGAACACCAUCAUGGACUACACGAGGGUCAUCGUCCUGGAGAAGGGAGAGAUCCGGGAGUGCGGCCAGCCCUCCGACCUCCUACAGCAGAGAGGUCUUUUCUACAGCAUGGCCAAAGAUGCUGGCCUGGUGUGAGCCCUGGAGCUGGUGCAUCUGGUCAGAGCUGCAAGGCCGACACGCCGGCGUCUGGGGAUGAUGUACUGGGGCACCAUCCUUGGGAACCCAGGCCUCCUGUUUACUGAAACCAAAAAGAAGAAAGAAACC